This is a messenger RNA of Brenthis ino (lesser marbled fritillary), 264 nucleotides long. NCBI's taxonomy places the organism in Eukaryota, Metazoa, Arthropoda, Insecta, Lepidoptera, Nymphalidae. The record is from the annotation of a GenBank genome assembly.
AUGGAUUCUAAGGCCAAAGAGAAGGGAAUUUUGAAGCUGGAGCCACGACAGAGAUCUGCUGUUGACAACAAGUUGGAGCUCACACCUCAGGCAUCAUAUGAACGACCACCGUCCUCACCGCAGCCGUCAGUGGACCGCCUCUCAGUGACGUGGGCCGAUCCUAAAAAUAUGACUUCCACAGGAGUCAAUCUUUUCCACUUGCCUUCGGAAAACACUACCAAUAAUGAAGUCAAAUUCUCACCUUCAACCGGAGGUAAUGAAUUU